Sclerotinia sclerotiorum 1980 UF-70 is the source of this 1020-nucleotide messenger RNA. RefSeq lists its product with no specific name. The transcript has 2 exons. Bases 1 to 1020 code for a protein of 339 amino acids. The record is from RefSeq and is a predicted model, not a curated record. NCBI's taxonomy places the organism in Eukaryota, Fungi, Ascomycota, Leotiomycetes, Helotiales, Sclerotiniaceae.
AUGAAGGAGUUAUGGAUAAAAUACAAUGGUAGAAUGCCUUCAAAACUCGAUGCUCGUCGUUGUUGGACAGAUGAACGACCCAGCGAUGCCAAGCUGUUCGCUGCUACCAUCGAGCAGAUCCAAAACUCAUCUGUAACCUGGACUGUCAUUCAACGAGGGGAGCCUACUGACGAGAAAAAAGCUAUUCAAGCUGUAGCACAACUAGCUUUCCCGGAUCCCUGGAACCCGUUAAAGGUGUUAGAUCUCCGCCUUCCUAUUUUAAGAAAUGAUAUUUUCAUGGUCCCGAACGACUUAGUGUGUUCAUAUGGAGUAGACAACUUGCAGGUGUUGCUUACCCCAAAAUAUUCUUGGUCCCAACUACAUUUUGAUAAUGCAGAUGGCCUGUCAAGCAUUAUUGGUAAGACAGGCAGGAAGAUUUUUGCGACCUUUCCAAAUAGCCCUAACAAUAUAAGACUCUUUCGAAGUACUUUGGGCAAGGAAGCAAAGCUCGAAGAAAUUGGCCCAUCACUUGAAGGAGGACUCACAUUCACAAUAACUUCUGAUGAUGCCAUUGAUUUGCCUGGAAAUUGCUUCCAUGCAGUAUGGACACUCGAAGGCGGCUUCCUCGCAACAUUGGACUUUAUCACACCCAAUACAACUAAAGGCUACUCGAGAAUUAUAUCUGCAGGGUUAGAUGAGUUUAUUGGAACGAUGCGCCAGAAAGAUUUGUUCGAUUGGUUCCUUACUUCCUUAGAGAUAGCUUUUAAAAAUGAGUAUGUGGAUGAUGCCGUUUCGGCAUGGAUUGAAUUGUUGGAUCGCACAACAGAAUGGGCGUAUGGACAUCAUGAAUGGUCAAAAAAAGCAACAGAUUUAUGUGAGGAGUUUCUGUCAUCGCCCGCUUCAUUAGACCAAAUUUGUCCAUGUGGAGGGGGGCAAGGAAAGGCAUUUAGGCAACACUUUCGAGAUUAUCAUCUUCUUCAAGUCUUACACAAACGACAGCAUAAUAAGAGUAAUAAACCUCGAAAGAAACUAUGUAGAUAA